Messenger RNA from Nomia melanderi (Alkali bee), 3080 nucleotides. RefSeq names its product Mitogen-activated protein kinase phosphatase 3 (gene Mkp3). Gene Ontology annotation, cellular component: cytoplasm; cytosol. The record is from RefSeq and is a predicted model, not a curated record. Gene Ontology annotation, biological process: negative regulation of MAPK cascade; peptidyl-tyrosine dephosphorylation. Lineage: Eukaryota; Metazoa; Arthropoda; Insecta; Hymenoptera; Halictidae. Gene Ontology annotation, molecular function: MAP kinase tyrosine phosphatase activity; MAP kinase tyrosine/serine/threonine phosphatase activity; protein tyrosine/threonine phosphatase activity.
GGGAAGACGCGUCGAGCGAUGCUGGAGGGAUUCGUGAGGUGAGGGCGACGGUCUGCUCUCGGACCGACGAGUACCUUGUUCGCUUCGACCGAUUCGAGUCGGUCCAGCCUGUGAACGGUGCAGCAUCCCUUUCUCGGGAGGAGGUCGAGGAGGACCGAGGGACUCGUGGUCCGCUUUCCCGUCGCUCUGGGUGGACGCUGAAAAGUAUUCGGAGUCGAUCCGUCACCCUAGGAGAUUACAAUGCCACCGAUCCCGAGAAUUGGAGAGAUACGUGGUUCCCGCGAAUCCCGGGAGCCCCGCUCGAGAUAAAUCCGACGAGGUUCAGCAGCGUGGAUCAUGCGUUUCCCAAACGAGCUGACACAAUCCGCGGCUCCGGCGUUAAUUGGGCCUGUCGUCUUUAUUUACGAAAGGAUCAAUAAUCGAGACGAGCUGCUGCUACCCGCGGAGAAGGAGAAGGUGAAGGAGGAGGAGGAGGAGAUGGUGGAGUAAAGACGGCGUUCAAGUGCCGCAGGAAGUAAUGGCCAACACGUGAGAACGACGCCGAGGAACGUGGACGUGUCUGUCCAAGCACCUCUCAGAUAUAUGUUUUCUGUCAUACGACUCAAGUGCCAUUUUUAUUGUAUUCGAUGCAAUCACCAGAUGCACGUGUGCUCCUGGCCAGCAAUGUCUGCUCAUUUAUGCCCCACGAGGGAUCAUGAACGGAUACUUUGAUCAUCUUGUGGGAGCCGGUGGUAACAUGUUAGGAAGUGCCAUAGGAAGAUGGAGAUCUUUCGAAGAACAUUGUGAAGCCCAAAGUGCGCAGCUUUUGGAGUAUAAUGGGAGAUAGGGAGAUCCCUUGGAUGAGAGGAUCACCUCUGUAAACGAAGAGGGGUGGGUGCGUUUUAAAUGAAUUAAAGACCAAAGAAGCAUCAGGAAUUCGGAUUAAAGCUCGCCACAACAUGCCAGGUGGAAAUGUUAUGGAGGAGGAUCUUGUGGGCCCGGAGUGGCUUUUCAGAGAGCUGAGAUCUCAAGAAGGCCAUGGCAAGCUACUCAUCCUCGACUGCAGGGCACAUUCUGAUUUCUCUGAAACUCAUAUAAGAGGUUCGGUUCCUUUAGCUAUACCUAGUAUCAUGCUGAGACGGCUGGCAGCAGGUAAAGUUGAUUUGUUGUCAACCAUAAGGUGUUUAGAUCUAAGAAAUAGGGUUGAAGUGUUUUUGUGUGGAGAUGAAAACAAUAGAGGAACAUUCGUGUUAAUCGGUGACUCUACAGACCCUGCAGGACAUCAGGGUGAAACAAUUCAAGUCUUGAGCCGAAGACUUAGAAGUAGUGGAGGAUGCGUAGCUAUUUUAAUUGGUGGUUUUAGUGCAUUCAGAGAUAAAUAUCCUGAAUGGUGUGAAGUUAGUCAAGUUGGAGGGGAAUGCCCUCCUGGUCAAGACUCUAAUGAAGGUGAAUUAAUGGGUCUUAGAUCCCUUCGAAUAUCUACUCCCCCAACAAGGUCCUACUCAGAUUCUGAUAGUGAUAGCACUUGUGAUUCUGUUGGACCCGAGGAGGACAAAGACUUUCCAGUCGAAAUUUUGCCUCAUUUGUAUCUUGGAAAUGCAGCCAAUAGCGAAGACAGGGAAGCAUUAGCACGUCACAGGAUACAGUACAUUCUUAACGUAACCCCAGAUUUGCCAAAUGUAUUUGAAAGCGCUGGUUCGAUAAAAUACAUGCAAAUACCCAUAAGUGAUCAUUGGAGCCAGAACUUAGCUAGUUUUUUUCCGCAAGCAAUUCAGUUUAUUGAGGAAGCACGAAGUUCAGACAAAGGAGUGCUAGUUCACUGUUUAGCUGGAGUGUCGCGGUCCGUUACAAUCACUGUAGCCUACCUAAUGCACAAGUGUAGCCUCAGUUUGAACGACGCUUUUAACUUAGUUCGUAGUCGAAAGUCCAACGUUGCCCCGAAUUUCCAUUUCAUGGAGCAACUGCACAGUUUCGAGAAGGAGCUGAGGGACAGGGGCGACAGGAACAGGGGGAACGAUCAGAGGUGCAUCGGUGCAUGUAGACCAGGUGGUCCGUGCAACUGUCCAGCGCCCAGUUUUCUCAGCCCGAUCGAUUUGGGCCUCAGUCCAGAUUCAGGUAUCGAAUUCGAUAGGUGGGCGGCGAGUACGCCGGCCGAAUGAGACGGGCCAGGGGGGACCCAAUACAAAUUUUAGGUCCCUCCUAGUGUAUCGCAUGCCAUAGUAGAAAAAAAAGAGCCCUAAUUGAAGGGUACGGGAAACGAAAUUUACAUUCUACUAGGGAAAUGACGAUAGCGAUUAAGAAACACGUUGACACAAGUAGACGAUCCACAGAUAUGUUUCUGCUAACCGACGAAAAUUUGUUAAGCCUUUCUACUAUUUUUCUACAGAAAUUCUUUCAUCACGGCUUCACGUGGGCUCGUAUAUAAUUCUCUGCGUGGAAAGGGUGUGCACCUUUCCUUCUCAGACUGUGUACUGGAACAGUAAAUUUGUCUUUAUCGAAUAUUCCUUCUACCGGAGACGUGUGAACUAAUUUUCGCUAUGAUUGUAAAUCUUGAAUUUCUCGUACGCAAAUCAUUGAUACGAUGUAAGUCGCGUUUGUAAUUUAGAGGGGGGGAAGAGGAUUAUGCUAAUUAGUACGACGAAGGUUCCGCGAACGUUUUCCCUUUAUCCUUUUUCUUCUAAGUUGUCGCGAUAGCGUUGAUCACUGAAAGUAUUUUAUAAUUGAAAGCUGUACCUUCUUACGCGUGAACUGUACGCUGUUGUGAUCGUAUAUUCUGAGAUUAUGCUUCCAUGUUCCGAGACUUUACGUGCAGAUUCUGUAAACGACGUAUGUUUGAGUUCGUUGGUCAGCGCUACCGUUGGUCCCUCAAAUACAAUUUCUAGGGAUACACUUUUAUACGUACACUAUAUCUCGAAAGAAAGAAAAAAAACGAAAUGCUAUAUAUUUUUAAUACUUACUCCCUGAACCCUUCAAUUAACGAGGCUGUGUUUGUUUAAUCGCAGACGAUGUUUACUGUGAACAGAAGAACAAAAGAAAAAAAACAAAGCAAAUAAAGUAAAUUCUCUUAACGAAAUAAGUCGUCAACCAGGCAAUCACGAGUA